AUGGUACCACAUUGUCAUGUGCAUAUAAUUCCACGUAAAGUAGGAGAUUUUGUAGAAAAUGAUGAAAUUUACAAAGAAAUUAAUAAAUCUACCAGAGUGGAUAAUGAAGAAAGAGCACCUAGAAGUUUAGAAGAAAUGGCUAAAGAGGCAGCACACUUAAGACAAUUUUUUUAA
Molecule: messenger RNA, 174 nt
Organism: Diversispora eburnea
Lineage: Eukaryota; Fungi; Glomeromycota; Glomeromycetes; Diversisporales; Diversisporaceae
Source: the annotation of a GenBank genome assembly